Molecule: messenger RNA, 3190 nt
Organism: Podarcis raffonei (Aeolian wall lizard)
Lineage: Eukaryota; Metazoa; Chordata; Lepidosauria; Squamata; Lacertidae
Gene: CREB3L3
Product: cAMP responsive element binding protein 3 like 3
Exons: 10
Coding region: 448-1845 (465 amino acids)
Biological process (GO): regulation of transcription by RNA polymerase II
Cellular component (GO): nucleus
Molecular function (GO): RNA polymerase II cis-regulatory region sequence-specific DNA binding; DNA-binding transcription factor activity, RNA polymerase II-specific
Source: RefSeq, a predicted model, not a curated record
UUUCAGGGAGAGGAAGCUAUUCUUGAAAUCUAGGUAAAAGUUCGCUGUGCGACACAGCACAGGAGAGGACUUUGCCCCUAUGGGCUCACUGCCCACCCCAAACUGGAAAGGAGCAGGUGUGGGCGGUGGCGGUCAAAAGCUAUUUAGAUAACGGUUACUCAAUUUGACCCAGCGACGCCAAUUCCUUCUUUUUGCCCAUCAACGACCCGUCUUUCGUCCCAUUGGUAGACUGGGCGAGGGGAGGGAUUUCUAGACCCCUGACGCCGACUUUUUUUGUUUUGUUUAGUUGGAGUUUAAACUUUGCUACGCAGUGGAAGGAGGUUUCGGGGCAGAGGGACCUAAGGGAGACAGGAGGAGAGAAAAACGCAGCGCCGUUGAGUUGGAAUAAAGGCCGCUUGGCAAAAGCCGUGUCGAAGGAGGCAGAAGUCACCCACACACGGCUGGGACAUGACUGCCACCAGCCUUGACAGCAUGGAGCUGCUAGACCUUCUCUUUGACCGGCAGGACGGAGUCCUCCGCAGCGUGGAGAUUGGGUCAACGGCUACAGCUUGGAUGGGACUGGAAGACAGCCGUUUGCUGAAAGCUCAAGAGAACGAGGAUUUCAUCAAUUCUAUCUUGGGGGCCCCAGAUGCCGCCCUCGACUCCCCAAGCUGGUCCCCGGCGGCCAGCGACAGCGGCAUCUCCGAGGACCCCAGCUCUGAUCAACUGGACAGCCCCCCUCACUACGUGCCGACAGGCAGCCCGGAGGCCUACUCUGAUGGAGGUUCACACAGUGACCUGGGUUACCCUGCUUACCAGGACUCCUGCCGGGCCCUCCCGGUUCUGAAAGGGCCGGGUGCCGAUCUUAGAGAAGCGGAGGUGUCUAUAGACUUCAAUAUGUGGGAGGCAGGAUUUUACCCGGAGGAGAGGCAGGAGCAAGCCGCCCCCCAGCUGAAUUCGUGCACCCUGACCAUAAAGGACCUUCUGCUGUCAAACAGCUGUGAGAUGCACCAGCAAGGCAUGAACCCAUCGCUGUUGAGACAAACCCCCGGGACCUGCCAGGAACUGGUCCUGACCGAGGAUGAGAAGAAGCUAUUGGCCAAGGAAGGAGUGACUCUACCCACCCAGCUGCCUCUCACCAAGUAUGAGGAGAGAGUCCUCAAGAAGAUUCGCCGAAAGAUCCGGAAUAAGCAGUCGGCGCAGGAAAGUCGGAAGAAGAAGAAAGAGUAUAUUGACGGACUGGAGAGCCGGAUGUCUGCCUGCACGGCUCAGAACCAGGAGCUGCAAAGGAAGGUCGUUCACUUGGAGAAGCAGAACUUGUCCCUCCUGCAGCAACUGAAGAAACUUCAGGGACUGGUGAUGCAGUCAAGCGGCAAGGCAGCCCAAACAGGCACUUGUGUUGCGGUCCUGCUGCUUUCCUUUGCCCUGAUCGUCUUCCCCUCCAUCAGACCUUUCACUCGCAACAAAGCCGAGUUGGAAGGAGACUUCAUACCUGUGAGAGUUUUUUCCAGGUCCCUGAACAACGACGCUUCUUCUAGGGUAGCCUAUCCCAUGGCAAAGGAAGCCGAACAGAGCUCCAAAGAGCCCGAGAGACCCCUCUGGACCCAAUACGCCCACAAAGGCCACACAGAGCAGGAUGGAACCCUCAAAAACCUGGUUGUAAGGCACCACGUCUUGUCAAGGCACCACGACGCAGGAGAGGCCGUGGUGAGCAACGGCACCGAGCCUUUGCACGAAGUCGCCUACUCGCACUUGGAGGGACUUGAAGGCCCCGGGGAACACGUCGGGCACAGCUUGGCACCCACGGCCUGGGCAGAGUCUGGCCAGCCCAGCAAGGGGGCCUUGGAGCAGGCCGAAGAGUUGUGACCCUCUCUCCCCGCUGCUUUCCCCUGUACGGCAUUUGGGGACUUAAUAGGGGGUGGUGAUGGGGGACAGGGCUGGAUGUGUGUAGACCAAACUGCUUCUUUCCCACUGAGCAGGGAGGGUGGAAAGGCAUGGAGGUGCCGUUUGCAAGAGAGCAAGUGAAAAGUGUAAAGAGGGUGGCCCCCUUUCUUCUCGCCCUCUCUGUGAUAAGCUUCAGAAAAGCUCAACUCCCUCCCCCCAGUACCUGCGGUCAGCAGCGGGCCUUAGUCAAAGGUUUGUUGAGUCCAUCCUUCCUCUGCCGGCUGGACAUCUCUCAGCAAUUCCUCCUCUGCUUUAAUAAUAAUAAUAAUUUUUUAUUUAUACCCUGCCCUUCCCGGUUCAGAAAACCGGGCUCAGGGCGGCGAACAACAGAUUUAAAACACUUCAUUGAUGCAACCAAAAACAGCAUAAAAUACAGUAUAAAACGUGAAUAACAAUAAAUUCAGAAUUCGAAAAUCAAUUUGGGGGAAAAUCCACCCAAUAAACAUUAGGUGAUCACCAGGGCUGGCUGGCUGAAUUAGUCCUAUUUGGGCCAGCGAGGAGACCAGGGGAGAAUGAGCUGUGGGAUCCCAGAGCGGGUAAUCUUCAUAAAAAGGGGAGGGAAGGAAGGGGAAUAAAAGAUCAGGCUAAGUUCAAAUUGAAUGGGCGGAAUAGCUCUGUCUUACAGGCUCGACGGAAGUAAGUUGAAUCCCACAGGGCCCUGGUCUCAUGGGACAGAGCAUUCCACCAGGUCGGAGCUACCACUGAAAAGACCCUGGCCCUGGUGGAGGAUAAUCUGACUUCUUUAGGGCCCGGGACCUCUAAACUAUGGUUGUUUGUGGACCUUAAGGUCCUCUGCGGGGCAUACCAGGAGAGGCGGUCCCGCAAGUACAAGGGCCCUAAGCCGUAUAGGGCUUUCAAGGUCAAAACCAGCACCUUAAAUCUGACCCUGUAUUCCACCGGGAGCCAGUGCAACUGGUAAAGCACUGGGUGAAUAUGCUCCCACGGCAGAGACCCUGUAAGGAGCCUCGCUGCAGCAUUCUGCACCCGCUGGAGUUUCUGGGACAGUUUCAAGGGUAGAGCAAAUUACAGUAGUCAAGCCUGGAGGUGACCAUCACAUGGAAUCACUGUGGCCAGGUCGGGGCGGGAAAGGUAAGGGACCAACUGCUUAAUGUGGCGAAGGUGGAAAAAAUUAGAGGUUUUGUCCGACACUGCCCACACGUUUUCAAGUAUAUUUCUUUGCAGUCACGAGGGCUAGAAACUCCCAAAUGAAAGCUCGGUUGGGCAGGGAAAGGCAGUGAUUUUUGUCCUGUCCUGGGUCCGUCUCAAA